Messenger RNA from Hemicordylus capensis (graceful crag lizard), 8022 nucleotides. RefSeq names its product MAGUK p55 scaffold protein 2 (gene MPP2). The transcript has 13 exons. The record is from RefSeq and is a predicted model, not a curated record. Gene Ontology annotation, cellular component: cell-cell junction; plasma membrane. NCBI's taxonomy places the organism in Eukaryota, Metazoa, Chordata, Lepidosauria, Squamata, Cordylidae. Gene Ontology annotation, molecular function: protein binding. Bases 310 to 1968 code for a protein of 552 amino acids.
GGGCGGGCGGGCGCUGGCGGAACCCGAGGAAUCCCGUUUCUGCGAGGCAAGCGCGGUGCCCCUUUAGGGCCCCCUAGAGGCCGAUCCGAGAAGUGAUCCGAGCCAGCGCCACAAACACUCCUCAGAGGCAGCUCGGUACCGCCCGGAUCCAUCUCGGAGGGGCUUCGGGGGUCACGAAUCGGGAUCCAUUUCCACCCAGCCCCACGUUGCCAUUUCCCCGUCGCUUCUGCGCUCAAGCAGGAGUGCCCAUCAGAAGAAGAAAAAGCUGUUUGUAAUUCCAGCACCGAAAAACCCUCCCCAGCCACGGAGAUGCCUGUUGCUUCGACCAACUCCGAGACAGCCAUGCAACAGGUCUUGGACAACCUCAGUGACCUCCCCAACUCCAUGGGAGCAGGGGAUCUGGAUCUCAUCUUUCUCCGUGGCCUCAUGGAGAGUCCAAUAGUAAGAUCAUUGGCUAAGGCUCACGAGCGACUGGAGGAGACGAAGCUGGAAGCUGUGAGGGACAACAACUUGGAGCUGGUGCAGGAGAUUCUCAAAGACAUCUCUCGCCUUGCCCAGCAAGACAGUACCGCUGCUGAAUUGGUUCACAUCCUGCAGGAGCCUCACUUCCAGUCUCUCCUAGAAACCCAUGAUUCUGUUGCCUCCAAGAGCUACGAGACUCCACCACCCAGUCCUGUCCUGGACCCCAUGUUCAACAACCAGCCAGUACCUCCAGAUGCUGUGCGCAUGGUGGGGAUUCGUAAGACCGCUGGGGAACAUUUGGGUGUGACUUUCCGCGUGGAGCGAGGUGAGCUGGUCAUUGCACGCAUCCUGCAUGGUGGCAUGAUUGAUCAGCAGGGGCUGCUGCAUGUGGGUGACAUCAUCAAGGAGGUGAAUGGGCAAGAGGUGGGCAGUGACCCACGGGCCCUGCAGGAGAUGCUGAAAAAUGCCAGCGGAAGUGUCGUCCUCAAGAUCCUUCCCAGUUACCAGGAGCCACACCCACCACGCCAGGUGUUUGUAAAGGCUCACUUUGACUAUGACCCAGUCACUGACAACCUCAUCCCAUGCAAGGAAGCUGGGCUGAAAUUUAUUGCCGGAGACCUUCUCCAGAUUGUCAACCAGGAUGACCCCAACUGGUGGCAGGCCUGCCAUGUGGAAGGGGGCAGUGCGGGACUGAUCCCAAGCCAGCUCCUGGAGGAGAAGCGCAAGGCAUUUGUGAAGCGUGAUCUGGAAGUCACACCAUCAUCAGGUGCAUUGUGUGGAAGCCUCAGUGGGAAGAAGAAGAAAAGGAUGAUGUACCUAACCACAAAAAAUGCAGAAUUUGACCGCCAUGAACUGCUGAUCUACGAAGAGGUGGCACGCAUGCCUCCAUUCCGCAGGAAAACCUUGGUGCUCAUCGGUGCCCAGGGGGUCGGCCGGCGCAGUCUGAAGAACAAGCUUAUCAUGUCUGAUCAAGCUCAGUAUGGAAUCACCAUCCCAUACACUUCGCGGAGGCCCAAGGAGCACGAAAAGACUGGGCAGGUGUAUUGCUUUGUGACUAGGAGUGAGAUGGAGGGGGACAUCAAAGCAGGUCGCUACCUGGAGCAUGGCGAGUACGAGGGGAAUCUCUAUGGGACCAAGAUUGAUUCUAUCCAUGAAGUUGUGGAGUCAGGCAAGAUGUGCAUUCUGGAUGUCAAUCCACAGGCCGUGAAGGUUCUGCGGACAGCAGAGUUUGUCCCCUACGUGGUGUUCAUUGAAGCCCCAGAUUUCGAGACUCUGCGAGCCAUGAACAAAGCAGCUCUGGAGAGCGGUGUGGCUACCAAACAGAUGACGGAUGCCGACCUGAAGCGGACGGUUGAUGAAAGCUGCCGAAUCCAGCGGGGCUACGGGCAUUACUUUGACCUCUGUUUAAUCAACGACAACAUGGAACGGACAUUCCAGCAGCUGCAGGAAGCCUUGGAGAAGCUGCACAGUGAACCACAGUGGGUCCCCGUCAGCUGGGUUUACUAGAGGGGAGUUCCCUCUUCUCCUCUUCUGCCCCCAGCCUUGGGGCUUUGGCUUUCCUGUCCCCCCAUUUUGCCAAGGAACCCAACAGUCUCGUUUGCCCCUGGCAAGUCUCCUAAUUGCCACCUGUCCCUUUUCAGCAGUCACAUCCACCUGGGUAGCCCCUGGGAAGAGGCUGUGCAGAUGAAACAAAGUUGGCUUUAUUAGCUCUUAAAGAGAAGGUACUUCCUUAGUCCAUUCUAAUACGCCUCCAACCAACCACAAACUCUUUUAUACUGCCACAAAUGGGUGAGUGUCCUCUGUUUCUCCAUCACUGACAACAGGAAGCCCUUUAAUGAAGAAUUCAUGCAGGGUGGGGAAGUGAGCAGGGCUACCAAAUACCCACAAUGCCUUGCUACAUCUGCUCCCCCUGAUUGUCUUGUCAGGUGGGGUGGGAAUUCAGCAUCUCUCAAUUCACAGCUAACUCACUGCCAAAAACUCUGCUUUGUAGAUGGACCCAGUCUUGAUAUUGCCAAAAGAACUACCAGCCUGGGUUUCUUUCCCACUGGAAAACAAAAAAAGAAAAAAAACCUUGCCUCCAUAAAGGCACGGUCUGUGCAAUACCAUUGCAAGGUUUUGUGGGAUAUUAAAGGGUGUCCAUAAAAGGUUUGUGACUGCAAAAAUAUGACAACAUGGCCUUGUGGUGGGAGCUUUGGUCUGUAAUCUAAAGCCUCGGUAUCGGUUCCUGGCAGUGAUACGCCUAAUGAUGGCGAAUGGGUCUUUUGGCCUCAGUUUUGCUGUCAGUAAAAUGGAGGUAAACAACUUAUUUACACAUCAUGAGGAUGUUUGUGAAGGUAGAAUCCCUCACUGCGAAGAGCUAAGCAGAUGGCUGCUUUUUGACCUGAAGUGGUUUGAGGCAGGUUUUGGGCCUCUGGAGAUGUGCCACCAGCACUGCUUGGACCUUCAUCAGCCUCCCCAGACACUUCUCUUUCUCUGAGCGCUUAGGGGGCCUCUGCCAUUCAAAGUAAACAGUAUUAGGUAAGAUAGAUCAACAGUCUGGCUCAAUAUAAGAAAGCUUCAUAUAAAGGCUUGGUUCACACAAUUGUUCAAAUCUAGGUAUAAAGCUGGUAACCGACAUUAGCUUGAUAAUGUGAACCCAUGCCAAGAUAACCAAUGCUGGUUAGUGUCCCGAGAUAAGUCUUACAUUCCCACCUUGGCAUUGGUUCACACAAUCACACGAAUGGCAGUUACCAACUUUUAGUCCAUGAGCCAGACCCAUAAAUUUUGGCCAUUGGUACCAUCCCAGGGGAUGAAUGCUCAGUGAUUUGGUGCAACAUCUACCUCGCUGGAGAUGGAAUAUAGGUGAUAGCAUUGUUGCACUCACAGCUUUCUCUGUGUGAGCACCCCUUCUUUGUCCCUACCCUUAAACAAUUAAAGUAAAAUUGCAGUCAUUUUUGCAGAGAGGAAAGGGUUUGGUUCAGGAUUAAGGUAACUAUGAACAAAUGUACUCUCUCCAUGGAGUGAUCUUUGGAGGAUAUUCCUGCCUAUUUUCAUUUCCAUUCCUCUGACAACUUCGAUAAAAUUUUAUAGUAGUUUUUGUGUUAAAAAAAUGUUUUUAAGCACCAUUGCAAAUUUGGCCGCUGCCAAUCGGAGGGUCAGGACAAUAAAAGCACGAUAAUGCACUGUCUUGCAAUGCUUUCACCUAUUUUCCAUCUCUAGCGGUGUAGACCUUAUCAAACAUCGCAAUAAGCAUUCAUCCCCACAGAUGUUACUGACCUUCCCAACUAGCUCAUUUAAACCUAGAUUCGAAUGAUUGUGUGAACUAGGCCACUGUCUUGUACAUUUAGCUGUGAGGUGUUUCCCCACCAGUCUCUCUAAAGCUGACGCACCCACAGGAAAGCUGCAUGAGGAGGCUUAAGGGGGAAGGAAUAAAACUGGUACUGAUCCUCAGUCAGAAUCCUUAUGGCUGCUGCCUGUCCUAGUACCUGAUGGUGCUCACUAUGUGACCCUCUGAUCCUGCCUCCAGUACCUUCCUGUUGGGUAAGACAAAUAGCCUCCAAACAGAGGUGAUGGACAGACCAUAAUCCAGGCCUUUGGUUCUCUAAACCUUGACUCUCACCACAAGGCCACCUGCAGUGCUUCCGGGUUUCCAAGGUUCUCCUUUUUCCUGCCAGGACCAACCAUCACUACCUCACACACUAUGGCAGCUGUUAAUGGCGGCGUGAGCCGCUGCAGGAAGAGGGCAGAACCUUUGGCUCAGAUUUUCUCUGACGGACCAAGGAAGGAAGUUUCUUUGCAACGGUUCCCCCACAUAUCUCUUUCCUUUCUGCAGCGUGUUUGCUUUGUUUUAAAUAGCCAAACCUGUUGUUGUUGCAGUUGCUGUUUAAAGAUUAUCACCAGAAAGACGUUAGGCCUGGUCUGAGCUGUUUUGUGGUUAUAGCAGGGAAAAGGUUAGGGUUGGGAUAUUUCCCAUACCAGGCAGGAUGGAGUAUGGCUGGAUCCCUGCUUGGUGCUCAUGCUCCCGUUUUCCCACCAUUCUAGGGCUUCCUGCCGGGUUUCUUGUUUCUUGUAAACUAGGGAUGUAGCUAUAAUGGGAGGGGGGCACAUGUCCCUGGGCAUUUCCAGAGGGAAGGGGGCCCCACUAUCUGAGCAACAGCUCACUUUUUGCUCUCGCCCUCCCACCUCCCUGACUCACUGGCAUGCUGCUGGCUCCAGACUGGAGGGUGCAUCUUGGCUUCAAGCCAAGGUAUAUCUGCUUUAAAAGAAAAUGUUUCUGAGCCAGGGAAAUGCGUGCAUGUGAGUGUGUGUGGGAAAGCGUCUGCAUGCUUGGGGAGGGUGUGAUAUUAUUUGCAGAGGAGUGAGGGAAGGGGCAUGCUGAGAAUGUUUUUUGUUGCACCAAAUCCAUACGGUUAUUCUGCAGCAAAUAUAUGGGGGGCAGGGAGGAGGUUUUUUACAGGGAGUCUGGGCGGGGGUGGGGUGGGGGUCAAAGGCCCAUCCACUUUUUGUCCCAGGGCUCACUCCAGCCUUGCUACUUGCUACACCCCUGUUGUAACCAGAUCGUUGAUUCUUCGACCUGAUCUCUUUUACAUCAAUGGGCUUUGCACACAUGCAAAGACCACGCCGGGAACAUUCCAAGCGUCUUGAUCCUUGUUUUGCCAGGAACCCCACCUCCAACUGCCAUAUGCAGCUGCGCCUUGCCUCAGCUCUCAGAACGGGGCUGGCAAUGAGCAGAAAGCUCUUUUAAUUGCUUUAAUGACAAGAUUUGUUGUAAUUCAAUUUUUAGCUUUAAGCGUGCUAUUAUCCCCUCUGGGCUUUUGGAUACAGGAUAUGGCUGAACUCUAAGGAAAUGCACUGACCCACCUGUGCAUAGUGUUGGCAAGCCUCAUUCUGUGCAACCCUGUGAGAUCAUUGAGUAACAGCAAAGUACACAGCAAUCAGGUCAUUAGGAAGAGAAUGGAUGGCAGCCAUGGUGCCAAUUUUGAUGGCUUUGGAGAAUUUCAGGGAAAGUCUUCCAAAAUGGAUUAGUCUAAAAUCUUGUACUGAAACAGAGUUGGAAGCAAAGGGUACAAUCCAGACAAAUUUAAGCACAGACCCUAUUAUUUCCCUAUGAUUAUUAUUAUUAUUAGUAGUAGUAGUAGUAGUAUAUUUGUGUCAAUAUACAAAUAUAUUGUAUAUAUUUAUACAAGAGAUGUAUGCCUGUGGGACUUGAAAGGGCUUAAUUUUGGCUGAAUUGUGCUCAGAAUUCCAAAGCAAAUUCACGUUUGACUUUGCCUGCAAAAAUCUGAAUUUAUAUUCUCCCAGUUGAAUUCUCUGAGAACGUUUUCCCGUUUGUGGAUGCUCUUCAAUUUCAGGAUUUGUGGGAGGAGAAAGUAAAGCAGUUUGCCAAAUUCCUUAUUACCUUUGCACUUUCCCCAGUAAGGACUGAUAUUUCAGAAGUAUUUCAUCGCAAGAAUCUGAAAAUAAAAUUAAAAACAGCUGGAUGUGGUUCUGCUUCUGCCCAUCUCAGCAUUUGUUAAUCAACUGGAAAUGACAGCUCCUAGACCCAGAAUUGUCUAGUUGUUUAAUAGGCCUUUUAGUCUUAGGGUUGUUGUGGAUGCCUGCUCCUCUUUUGCUUGCCUGUGGCUUAGUUACAUUAACGAUGUUUAUCCCCAUCACCACCCCGGUUCUUUCAACCCAGCUGUGAUUACUUUUCACUUGUGGUUAAUUAAAAUUCACAUCUUGCAGAGACUAAUAUUUAUUAUCCUAAAUUCUCUUGCAGUAUUAUCCCAUCUCAUGGUUCUGACCUAUUCAUUGAUGGUGCUCUGCAUCUGUCCAUCUCUCUACACAGAGGUGCUCUUACCCCUGGACUUCAGGGCUGAAGUCUAGGGCCUCCACAGCCCCUGACCCCCCCCCCCAUACUCUUUAGUCUAUCCUGGGUGGUGUGGUUGCCUGGUAGAGCAUGAUGAUGCUUAAUUUGCAGCGGGGGGGGGACCUCCAAAGGCCUUUAGGUCCAGGCUCCAAAAUACCUAGGUGCACCUCUGUCUGCACCUGAUCUGUGCAUCUAUGCCUGUGCUUUUCUCUUCUGUGUAUUUAUUUAUUAUUACCAUUACUAUUACUAUUACUAUUACUAUUACUAUUACUAUUACUAUUUAUUCAAUUUCUAUACUGCCCUUCCAAAAAUGGCUCAGGGCGGUUUACACAGAGAAAUAACAAAUAAAUAAGAGGGCUCCCUGUCCAGAAAAUCGCCACUUUAAAAAGGUGCCUCUUUGCCAAGUUAGCAGGGUUUAUCUGUUUGUUUGCUGCCAAAUCUGAUGUAACCUUCAAUGCUCAUAGGGCUGCCUUGGGGCUCGAACUCUCACUUAUCAAAAGAUUGGACGGAAUUGGUUAUGGAAAGGUACAGAAGGCCAUCAGAUCCAGCCCUCAAUCCUGUGACAAACACCCAACACAUCAGUCCUCUGGAAAAAAAAUGUCAUGGCUAGAACUGUUUGUCUACAUCUGCCAUCUCUAGUGGAUGUUGUUCUUGGGGAUUCCCUUUCCAAUAUUCUUUCCAAUAUAAUAGCAAGCCAUUAGAAUCUCCAGGAUUGUUUUCAAUAGUCACCCAGAGAUUUAUGCCUGUACUGGAGGGUUGAUUAACCGCACACCAGACACUAUCUAUAUACAUAAAAUAAUAAAUAUCCCCAGCAGCACCUGGGGGGAACUAGGAGGGGGAGGCUGCAGAUAGCAUUGGUCAAUAGCUAAUCUUUUGAGUGGCUUGGCUAAGCCUUAUUGUAAUCACCUCUCUGUUUUGUUCUUUUGUAUUUCCUCUCUUUCCCCCUUGCUGUGCCCUGCCCUUUCUGCUUUCUCCUUCCCUGCCUGUUUUUCCUGGCCCUGAUUCUGACCAAGGAGAAGCUCCUGAUCUAGCUGUCUAACUUACAUCCUAGUGAACCCUUGAUUUCUGCACCUAUUUUCCUCGCCUCCCCCUUUUCACUUCUUUUUAAAUCUCUUUAUCCUUUUGGGUUGCAUACACAAGUCUUGCUUCCAGUAUUCAGGGAUUCCCAGCCUUGAGUCUCUAGAUGCUGUUGGUCCACAACUCCCAUCAGCCCCAGCCACAAUGGCCUUUGGGAUGAUGGUGAUGUAAACACAUCAAUGGGAGAUGUGGUCCAACAACACUGUGGGACUCCAGGUUGAGAACUCCUGCAUUGAUACAUCAACAUCAGUCAACAAGGGCUAGAAACGUUAUUACUGCUUUAAAAACAAAGUUUUGCAACUUUGGGGCAUAAAGACUGCACACUUGAAAUGCAUGAUGCUGAAACCGUAAGAACCAGCAAGGCAGGAGGAGAACAGUCUCACUCAAUGGACCUAAUAGUAUUUUAGUGACUCUCUCUUGUGAGUUUUGAGGUAGUUCCCUGUUUAUGGUCCCAAGUGAAAGCAAUUAGCAUUUGAAAAACUUUUGGUUUAUACUUUUUAACUGCAUAUACUGUGCAACUGAGUCCCACACGGGAACUGGUCCCCUCCUUUUUAAAAGAAAACUGUUUAUUGGUGACAUUGUGUUGUCUUUCCCUCUCCCUGAACUGUCUGUUUUUAUCAGCACCCUAAUUAAAGAGAGAAAGCAUUCUGUGUCCA